Messenger RNA from Anopheles maculipalpis, 1898 nucleotides. Its product is annotated as sodium-dependent nutrient amino acid transporter 1-like. The transcript is spliced from 7 exons. Gene Ontology annotation, molecular function: L-amino acid transmembrane transporter activity. The record is from RefSeq and is a predicted model, not a curated record. NCBI's taxonomy places the organism in Eukaryota, Metazoa, Arthropoda, Insecta, Diptera, Culicidae. Gene Ontology annotation, biological process: sodium ion transmembrane transport. Bases 33 to 1898 code for a protein of 621 amino acids. Gene Ontology annotation, cellular component: membrane.
UGACAGUUAUUAUCAUAUUCGAGGACGUUAUCAUGGAAAACCAUGCGUACAGUGCAGAACCGACAGAGAACGGGAAGGCAGAUACGCGAUCGGUAGCAUCGCCGAUGAAUUCUAGCACCACACUGCAAACGAUCAGCGACGACACGAAAACCAGCACGAGCACGACGCGUGACAAAUGGGGCCGCGACAUUGAGUUUAUGCUGUCCUGCAUUGCGUACUCGGUCGGUUUUGGCAACAUCUGGAAGUUCCCAUACACGGCCCUCAAGCACGGUGGCGGCGCAUUUCUGCUACCGUACCUGAUCGUACUGUUUAUCGUCGGACGUCCGAUCUACUAUCUGGAGAUGAUUUUGGGACAGUUUUCGAGCCGAGGUUGUGUGAAGCUUUACGAUCUAGCACCAGCUAUGCGAGGGAUCGGUGUGGCACAAACGAUCGCUAUGUUCGUCGUGAUGACUUACUAUGCGCCGGUGUUGGCGAUCACGUUCCGAUACUUUGUGGCGUCGUUUAGCAGCACGUUGCCGUGGAGCGAGUGUAACCCUUCCUGGGCAAACUGUGUGAAUUCUUCGUUUGUUGGAAGGCUCGAGCCGACCAACACGUCCGUUGGAUUGCAAUCGUCUGCGGAGCUGUAUUUUCUAAAGGAAGUCAUACAUAAAGCUCCUUCACUGGACGAUGGUCUGGGCGUGCCUGACUGGAAGCUGGCACUGUGUCUCCUCUUUGCCUGGAUUGUUGUUGCAACGAUCCUCGUUCGGGGUGCGAAAAGUACCGGCAAAGCGUCCUAUUUCCUCGCGAUCUUCCCGUAUGUGAUCAUACUGAUCCUUCUCAUCCAAACCCUAAUGCUUGACGGUGCAAUGCAGGGCAUACUGUACUUCAUAACACCACAGUGGGAUAAGCUUCUCAGCAUCGAGGUAUGGUACGAAGCAGUCACGCAGUGCUUUUUCUCACUGUCCGUCUGCUACGGUGGAAUUAUCGCGUACUCGUCCUUCAACAACUUCAGCAACAACGUGCACCGUGACGCCGUCAUUAUCUCCUGGCUCGACACAUUCACCUCGAUCGUUGCCGGUUGUAUCGUGUUCGGGGUGAUCGGCAAUUUGGCGUACGUUAGCGGACAGCCGGACAUACAGAAGCUCACUCGAGACGGUGCCGGACUCACCUUUAUGACGUACCCGGAUGCGAUCGCCAAAUUCCAGUUUGUGCCCCAGCUGUUUGCUGCCCUGUUCUUCCUGAUGCUGUUCAUCGUUGGCGUCGGUAGUAAUCUGGGCGUAACGACCAGCAUCAUUACCGCUAUUCGGGACCAGCGUCCACACCUCAAGCACUGGCAGGUUGUGCUCGGAACCGUUACCGUUGGAUACUUUCUCGGGCUGCUCUACCUGACGCCCGGUGGGUUCGAUUUUCUCGAUGUGAUCGAUUACUAUGGUGCGAAGUAUGUGACGCUAACGUUUGCCGUGCUUGAGCUGGCCACGGUGGCGUGGAUCUACGGGGUGGAUCGUAUCUGCCGGGACAUAAAGUUUAUGCUCGGCAUCGAAACGUCGUUCUACUGGCGGGUGUGCUGGGGACUAAUUGCACCGGCCGCCACACUGCUCAUUCUUAUCUUCAGCUUUGCCGACUUUGAGCUGCAAAAGGUCCCGAUGGGGUACAAUGUUUUAGGAUUGUUUAUCUACGUCAUCGCCUUUCUGCAACUACCCGGCUGGUACAUUUACGCGAUUUACCGGCGGCGCUGUAAGCAGACGGAAUCGCUACGUAAAGCUGCUCGAAACGCGCUGGAACCGAUGGACGUUUGGGGUCCGGAGAAUGAUGCCGUUCGGGUGCGGUAUCAGACCGAGGAGGAACAGUAUCAAAACAGUCGACCGGAGAGCACGAACGCUUUGAAGCGAAUCAAGAAGCGAAUGUUUAACAUUGGCUGA